AUGGCACAUAUUGAGCGACUGAGUCAGGACGUAGUGAACCGUAUUGCGGCUGGAGAAGUGGUACAUCGUCCUGUGAAUGCAUUGAAAGAAUUAUUGGAGAAUUCACUGGAUGCAGGAGCAACGAAUGUCGUAGUUACAGUAAGUCAAGGUGGUCUCAAGCUGCUACAGAUUCAAGACAAUGGACGAGGCAUUCAGUGUCAAGACUUGGAGAUUGUAUGUGAACGAUUUACGACCAGUAAACUCAAGAAAUUUGAGGAUCUACAAGAUAUCAAAAGCUUUGGAUUUCGAGGUGAAGCACUUGCCAGUAUUUCACAUGUUGCUCAUGUUACAAUCACAUCUAAAACAGCAGACCAGCUAUGUGCCUACAAAGCUUCAUAUCGAGACGGGAAGUUGGUGGCAAAGAAACCAGGAGAAUCGAAGGAUCCCAAGCCUUGCGCAGGAAAAAACGGCACGCAAAUUUUAGUAGAGGAUUUGUUUUACAAUCUAAGUACGAGAAAACAGGCGCUGAAGAAUGCGUCGGAGCAGUACACGCGGAUUUUGGACGUAGUGCAAAAAUAUGCCAUUCACUUUGGAGCGAAAGGAGUGGGGUUUGUAUGCAAAAAGUAUCGUGACUCUGCGUGCGGUGUCAAUACGAUGCAAAGCUCCUCUCAGCUGGACGUGAUUCGUUUAAUUUAUGGCAGCAAGAUUGCAAAAGAACUUAGUGCGUUUGAACUUACCAAACAUAUAGGAUUAAAGGACUUACAACAUCAAGUCUACGGAUACAUCAGCAAUGCCAGCUACCACUUACGAAAAAGCAACUUCAUUCUGUUUAUCAACGAUCGCCUGGUCGAGUGCCCAGCAUUAAAACGUGCUUGUGAGUAUGUCUACUCACUGUAUUUGCCAAAGCACACACACCCGUUUAUAUAUUUGAGCAUGGAACUACCACCUCGUAACAUUGACGUGAACAUUCACCCGACGAAACGAGAGGUUCACUUCCUCCACGAAGAAGAUAUCGUUGACUCGAUAAGUCAGGCAAUUGAAAAGCAAUUGAAAGGCAGCAACGAAAGUCGGAGCUUUUCCGUUCGGUCGAUAACGGCCAUGUUGGGAGCAUCGUCAGCAAACAACGACAUUGUAUCAACAAAGCAACGCAGACGAGAAAGUGCUAUGGAACAGGAAGCAAAAGAACAAACAGAGUCAAGUGACGAAGAUUGCAAUAAGAGGGUGCAAGAAAGUGAAAGUAGAGAUGAAGUUAACUGCUCAACCGACUCAGUCAAAAUUGAUCUCCGCCAAAAACCGACUCCACCUUCCAAGCAAUACCAGUCAGCACUGGCACCACAGCGUUUAGUGCGAACUGAUCAUCGGUCGAACACAAUCGACAAAUACUGCUUCCUCGAAUCGCAGAAAACCCAACUAUCUCAACACUCCCAGCCUUGCUCGCAAAAAGAUGGUUGCGGCACGAGCCCCGACAAAACGGGUAAGCGAGACGAGUUUAACGAAACUAGUGAUUCCGUUGCGGCAAAGUCCUUCAAGCUCAGGAAAAGAAAACUGUCAGAGGCACAAUUAAGUCAAGAACCGGAACCGGAGGACGAGCAUGACCGCCGCGGGAGUCUGGAGGCGACUCAGACCCCACAAAUGCUGUCGAGCGUCCAAAAUUUGCUGAGCUUGGUGCGACAAAAGAAGAGUAAUGCGCUUGCAAGGCUCUUCCGUGAGCACAGUUUUGUGGGCAUCGUUGACAAGCAGUUCUCACUGUUGCAAUAUCGGACAAAGCUGUACAUCGUACGACACAACAAAAUCGCCUUUCACGUGUUUUACCAGCAGGUCCUGCUGCAGUUUGGUGCGACAAGGCCGAUUACUCUGCAGACACCACUUGCAAUCUUUGACUUGGUGCUUGAGGCACUGAAGAAUCCUCGGAAUGGAUAUGACGAAGAGGACGGUCCCCGAGAACAGCUUGCAGACGAGAUCAAGACGCUGCUAGUUUCAAACGGUCCGAUGCUGUUUGAGUAUUUCUCGCUCAACAUUAAUUUACAAGGUAUGCUGUGCACAUUGCCACAGCUACUAGCAGACCACGAGCCAUCAAUCCAUUCCCUCCCGGAAUUUGUAUUCCAUUUGGCGACAAGAGUGAAUUGGGAGGAAGAAGAGCCUUGUUUUGAUGGUGUAGCACAAGUACUGGCACGUUAUUACAGUGAGAUACGCUACCCAGGUAAUAUCGAACGAGAGGCCUUGGUAUUGGAGCACGUGCUGUUUCCAGCGACAAAACUUGCUACAUUCUGUCCACCAAAUGAACUCAAUCAUGCGCAGCUCAUGACACCCGUAGCCUGUCUUACUAAUCUCUACAAGAUCUUUGAGCGAUGUUAA
Peronospora belbahrii is the source of this 2334-nucleotide messenger RNA. The record is from the annotation of a GenBank genome assembly. NCBI's taxonomy places the organism in Eukaryota, Oomycota, Peronosporomycetes, Peronosporales, Peronosporaceae.